This is a messenger RNA of Aplysia californica (California sea hare), 1167 nucleotides long. RefSeq lists its product as uncharacterized. The coding region runs from base 175 to 882 and encodes 235 amino acids. Lineage: Eukaryota; Metazoa; Mollusca; Gastropoda; Aplysiida; Aplysiidae. The record is from RefSeq and is a predicted model, not a curated record. The transcript has 6 exons.
UCGCGCAUAUCUUAAACAGCAGUCUUUGUGACGAGACCACUUGCAGUUUCAGAUCUAGAAUCUAGAUCUAGGCCUACUGUCGACACGGUGAUCUCACAGUUUUUCAAAGUUUGUUUUUGCAACGUAGAUCUAGACCUGACAACUUGAGCUGUUGUUCUCCUCCUGGUUGCUAAGAUGGCUCUUCUGAAGUACAGCAAUGCACAGCGCUUGAGCUUCGCUGGGGUUGUCAUUGGUUUCCUGUUGUGUCUGACAGGGUCCAUUGCACCAUACUGGAGAAAAGGAAGUAUCAGCGCAAACAACAUUCUUGGGCUGUUUGACUUUACUAUCCCUCUCUUGGGGGACAUGAAGUUGUCAAAGUUUUACGGAGGACUCUUCUGGGCUUGCAUAGAGGUACCGUUAGCUGACGGAAAAGACUGUGGGGUGUACGAUUUUGGCAAGCUCGAAGCUGUCCAGAAGAUGUUGCUGUUCCUGGUGUCGGUGCAAACAAUCCUGUCCUUCAUCUGCAUGAUCACCGCGCUGUGCCGUUCCUGCUGCUGCUCUGGAGGCAGGACCGUCUGCCACGGGAUCUUUGCUUUCCUGGCCGGCGGCGCUGGUGUUGCUGUGGUGACUGUCUUUGCGGCUGCCGCUGGGGACACAUGGGAAUUGAGUUUGAUGAGGCCUGAAUAUGAUUGGGCGUUUUAUGUGUACGCCGUAGGUUCGGGCAUCACCAUCCUGGCAUCCUUCGUCCUGUGCUUUGCUUCCCCUGACAACCAGUUGACAUCGAUGAUCAUGAGAACAACACAGAAUCCGUACGAGCGUAUGAAUGACGGCAGCGUAGUCGUCUCACAGACAAACAACAGUCACAUGAUGUCGCCGGUCGCCUACGCCGGAACUGGUUAUUGAAGGUGGUCACUGCUGGUGGUGCUGUGCUUUUCUCCGCCGUUGUGGUUGUAACAUUUGUGUCACGACGCGGUGGAAUCAGGCGCUCGUCAAUUUUUGGGCAUGGGGAGCUAUUGGUGUCGUCUUAAAGCUUUUUCAUUUGUCUUGCUUUUGAUGAAAAAUUCCCAUCUAUUUUGAGUAAAAGUCGGAAAGUGAAAAUUUACAUAUUUUGGUGCCUUUUUCAGUAAAAUCCACACAGAAAUGUGUUAUCAAAUGGACAUAAAAGAUGUUGAGCCAAAAAACAAAAAA